CGCCUGUUUCGGUUGCAGUCCUCCUAUUUCGGCCGAAAUUUUCUUGUUAAUCAGUAGAUUAGUGCAACAGUUAUAGUGUUAAACGAGCCGGCUUGCCAAUGAAGUCAAUGUGGUGUUUGUUGCUGCUAACCAUUUGGCUGUGUCCGGUGUGCUACGCGGCUUCAAAGUAUAAUUAUACAAUACCGAAAAUCCUGCAAGGAUCAUGGUUCUCAUGGGAGACGGGCAAUCCGACCCUGACGGUACUCGACGAUCACACAAUGUCCGACAGGGGGGAGAUAAUUCGCAUGGAGCGGGUCGGCUCUAACUUCACGUUUAUAUUCCGCGGCAAACGGUGCUACCACUGUGUGCACGCAUUCCCAAGGACAUCGAACAUAUUCGAAAAGUUUGAAUCUGCUUGCGUCACCUUGGAUGGGAACCAGGAACCAUCGAUAGAUCGAGUGUGCCGCGGAAUAACGAAUGACCAGCAGCUGAUAACGCUGUUCAAUGAAAAUUACAUUCCCGUAAAUUGUCGUUCAUCGCUCGAAGGCGUGUGGCAGUUUGCCUAUCAAAACCGAUUUCGCUUUACCGGCGAGUGCGACCAUCCGGAUGCUCGGAUACACUCGUGCCAGCAGGCAGGCACCCAGUUUCUGAUAUCGAACGAAAAGUUUAAUAUCACCUACAAACAGUGCAUUGGCAUGGCUAACACGUUCAAUGGUGUGGUGGAGUACAGCUGCCUGGGAGAUUGGUUUAUUGGAAAGAACCAUUAUUUUGCCGUGGCGAAUACGAAGGAAUCGCGAAAGGACGAAAAGUAUCGUUGCUUUCUAAAGAACCGCGACGACGAUCUCUACAUGGGAGUGUCAAUUACGGCCGAGUGUAAUACACUGAAAACGGUCGAAAAAUCACCGGAACGCUUACGGGUCACGCCUGUGAAGGCCGAAGUGGUCGAGCCCGGUUGUCGGUUUCCGCAGAAUUUCACUGGUGAAUGGAUCAACACGGCCAACGUUGACGGUGACGUGAAGAUCAAUGAAACGCACAUAGUGGAGAUCUACAAACCGGAUCAGUCCCGGUACCGCCGUACGAUCUACGUGUGUCGGGAGCAGCGGGACUCGCGCAUUAUGAUGGCACGGCUUACGGUAGACGGUUGCCAGAAGGACUACGUGUGCUUCGAUUUCGUGCCGAAACACCAUAACAUCAUACGGUACCGACGCGGGUUAGCGGUAAUUCAGGACGAUUUUUCAACUGUGUGCUCAUGGAAGCAGUUUCCCAACAAGGAGGAGUGGCGUUACGAACUCCUUUUGUCGGCCAAACCCGUUCCGAUUCGGUGCCCGGUGGCGGGUAAAUUUAACUUUACGCAGAAAGGUGAAGCCCCCUUCCGUACGAGAAUCAUCGGUGGCGUGACGCUCAGUCCCCGACCGGAUAUUGGCUGCAAGCAGAAUAUUUCCGAUUUCUCGGUUUGUGACGUAGAUCAGAAGGAAAUGGCGAUCGAUGCAGAUUACUGUCUCUCGGUUGACCAUCUGGGCCGCCCGGUUGAUAUCUACAGUGAUCCAGACUAUCGGAUGAAGUGCAUCGGAUUCUGGCAAGAGAACCUGAAAUCCUACCUCAUCACGUACGACGAUCUUGAUCCGUUGUCGAAGUACCGCUGCUGGGUGUACCAGCGGGCAGAUUUGAACCGAGUGUUGAUGUCGCAAGCCGUUGGCGCAUUUUGCCAUAUUCAUCAGGACGUUACGUCGUGGAACUAUACUGAAGGUGCUGUUGUUGCGAUCGAUAUGACCGAGUAUGAACGCGAACGGGAUCAGUGCCCGAUGCACUUUGACGACGGUGCCAAUCCGUGGAAGGAAACGGAAAAUGUUAUUACCGUGUUUCCGUGGGUGAUUUAUCGCUCGGCGGCACCGUUCAGUAGUACCGUCACUUCGUUUAUCAUAUCUUUAGCGACAGUAUUCUUGAAACUAUUUUUUUAGUCAUUCUUCAAAUUGUUCUACCUAUUUUGGGUAGUGUAGUAGAUUUUUACGAGGGUUUCCCCUCCAUUUCUCUCUCUGUCACCGAGCAUCUGCUUGAAUCCGUCCCAAUACAUGCGACUCGCUACUCGCGUGUAUUAUGUGCCUUCAUUCCGUCCAUAGCUGUAAUUAUGUACCACAAGAAAUGUC
Molecule: messenger RNA, 2123 nt
Organism: Anopheles cruzii
Lineage: Eukaryota; Metazoa; Arthropoda; Insecta; Diptera; Culicidae
Gene: udt
Exons: 3
Coding region: 99-1937 (612 amino acids)
Source: RefSeq, a predicted model, not a curated record